UGGUGCAGACCUAUUGGUUAAAUGAUUAGGGAACUCAGGGUCACGAGUUGGUUGAAGUCCGACGUUUAACUGACGCAGUUAAAUGCCGCAUUUGCGCCUGUAAGGGAAGUGCAUCGGUCGGUGCAUGUUAUCGAUACAGAUAAUGUCUUCGUGGAAAAACAAGGCUAAGACAUGUCUCGUGAAAUCGUCCACCUUGGUGAAGCCGGUGUCGGUGACGAAGAUCCCCGGCCGUUACUUGGCCCAUCAGGAAGGCCUGCCCAAGCUGCCGGUGCCGCCCCUGAAGCAGACGUGCGAGCGCUACCUGGCCAUGCUGGAGCCCGUCAUUAGCGAGGCUGAAUUGAGCCACACUCGCCAGCUGAUGGCGGAGUUUCUGCGGGCGGGUGGCGUGGGAGAGAGGCUGCAAAACGGUCUUGAGCGCCGUGCCCGCAAGACGGAGAACUGGUUGUCAGACUGGUGGCUCCAAACGGCCUACCUGGAAUUUCGGAUGCCCGUGGUGGUCUACUCAAGCCCUGGGGUGGUUCUCCCUCGCCUGGAGUUCCACGAUCGACAGGGACAGAUCAGGUAUGCUGCAAAACUGAUUGCAGGGGUCUUGGACUUCAAAACUAUGAUUGACAACGAGACCUUACCUGUGGAGUACCUGGGCGGGAAGCCUCUCUGUAUGAACCAGUACUACCAGGUCCUGUCCUCCUGCCGUGUCCCCGGGCCCAAGAGAGACACGGUGGUCAACCACGCCCUGGGAAAGAGACCGCCCACACACGUCACCGUGGUGCACAACUUUCAGUUCUUUGUUCUGGAUGUGUAUAACAGUGAUGGCACACCACUGACAGUAGACCAGCUGUACAUGCAGCUGGAGAAGAUCUGGAACUCCUCCCUCCAGACCAACAAAGAGCCAAUCGGGAUCCUGACCUCCCAGCACAGAAACACCUGGGGGAAGGCCUACAACAACCUCAUUAAGGAUAAGGUGAAUAAGGAGUCCGUGCGGGUCAUCCAGAAGAGCAUCUUCACCGUGUGCCUGGACGCGCCCAUGCCACGCGUGUCAGACGAGCUCUUCCAAACCCGGGCUGCCAUUCAGAUGCUGCACGGCGGGGGCAGCCGAUGGAACAGCGGGAACCGCUGGUUCGACAAGACCCUGCAGUUCAUCAUUGGAGAAGACGGAUCGUGUGGCCUUACCUAUGAGCAUGCCCCUGCCGAAGGACCACCCAUUGUGUCUUUGGUGGACCAUGUGGUCGAAUACACGAAGAAGUUGGAGAUGGUGCGCUCCCCCAUGGUCCCCCUGCCCAUGCCGCAGAAACUGCGCUUCAACAUCACCCCUGAGAUCAAGAAAGACAUCGAGAAGGCCAAGCAGAACAUGAAUAUAAUGGUGCAUGAUCUGGAUAUGAAGGUCUUUGUGUUUUCCCACUUUGGCAAAAACUUCCCCAAGUCCCAGAAGAUGAGCCCUGAUGCCUUCAUCCAGAUUGCUCUGCAGCUGGCCUACUUCAGGAUGUACCAGGCCUGCUGCUCCACGUACGAGAGCGCGUCCCUGCGGAUGUUCCGGCUGGGCCGCACCGACACCAUCCGCUCCGCCUCCAGCAGCUCGCUGCGCUUCACCCGCGCCAUGGACGACCCCUCCCAGCAGAACCCAGAGAAGGUGGCGCUGUUGCACAAGGCGGUACAAGCCCACCGAGCCUACACAGACAUGGCGAUCCGUGGCCAGGCCAUCGACAGGCACCUGCUGGGGCUGAAGAUGCAGGCCAUCGAGGACCUGGCCUCCAUGCCCGGGAUCUUCAUGGACACGGCCUACGCUGUGGCCAUGCAUUACAACCUCUCCACCAGCCAGGUUCCGGCUAAGACGGACUGCGUGAUGUGUUUUGGGCCAGUGGUUCCGGACGGGUACGGCGUGUGCUAUAACCCCAUGGAGGAGCACAUCAACUUUUCUGUGUCGGCAUUCAACAGCUGCGAGGACACCGAUGCCGCCAAGCUCGCUCAGGGCCUGCGGGGGGCGCUGCUGGACAUGAGGGACCUGCUGGAGCAGACGCCCCAGGCCAAGCUGUGAGGAGCUGGAUGCUUUUCAGAAAGGCGGACUCCUUCACUCCCUGCAGGGGUUGAACUGUGGAGCUCCAGGCCUGAGGCCUAUAAUGUGCUCACCUGUGCUUACUGCACUUACAGGUGGAACAGGCCCUACUGGGUGGAACUCAGACGGGCCAUUUUUGGGGCGAUGGAUUUGGGACAUGAGGAGAGGGUUUGACUUGACACUAAUUAAAUUAGUGAAAGAGAAACAGUCUAAAGAGUUGUUUUUUUUUUUUUUGCCUGAUAUGGAAAGUGCAGGUGCGUCUCGUCCUGUGUCUCGAGUCAUUCUUAUUCAGCCACAGGAGCUGCCAACUGACAACAUUACUGACUGAGUGCCUCAGCACCCUCCCUUAAUCCCAUGCGAAAAGUCCCUUUGGACAGUGUUGACUACAUAAUAUGACCUGAUUGGAGACUUUUAACUUUUAACACAAUUCUGCUAAAUGAGUUGAGUAGUGUAUAUGUAAAAAAUUAAGAAAUCAUAAUAACAAUUGAAUAAAACAGAAAGGAGUAGAUAUUAAUGCAUAGAGCUUUGAAUAUUUAAAAGAAGUGGCCCUGCUCAAAUGGUUUGGGGCAAUCUGUUUUUUCAAAAUAGUCAACUGUUCUUUUUUUAUUUUUUAUUUUUUGUUUACUGUGUGGUUUUGUUCAUUUUUCCACAAGAUUGAUGAUUUCCUGAUUGGCCUGUUUUUCCGCCCAGUUAAGGUUGUUGAUCCUGUAAUUUUGUCUGGGUCGCAAAAUGAGAUUCAAAAGACUGGAUUGUUUUAAGAAAGGGAUGUGUGUGUUUUUGAUGAUGGACAUUUUAGAAUGUGUGCCAAGUUUACAUGUGAUGGGAAAAGAGGAUUUAAACAGGAUACUUGUUAUCUGUUCAUUCACAACUCUGUUUCCUUUUUAUUUCUCAUAUUUCAUUAUUUUAAAAUAACACGUGCAGUGCACUCAAUAAAUCUUUCUAUUGCAGAGCUGGGAGAAAAACUGAAAAAGAAAAUUUGCUAUUGCACAAUGGAAGACAACAGCAAGAAGUCAAGUAUUUUAAUGUGGGAGUUAUGCAUUCAUUUACGUUGUUUGGUUACAAUGUUAGAAAUAUCUAUACUUUUUUGCAGCACUUAUAUUUCUUGGUUUUACUUCACUUUCUUGGUUGCACUAUAUUUUUAAUUCUGUAAGGUUUCAGAAUGGUUUUAAUAUGCAGACAUUUCACUUUUUUUUCCCAUUGCCUUGUAACUUGAUGAUGUCACACUCUUAGUUCUGGUGGGUUAAGAUGAAGGAGUUCUGGGUCGUCCUGAUCUAGCAUGUAAUAUUUAGGUCUCUAAUACAAAAAAAUGAUUUGCUGCUAAAUGCUAAUUGUGUUGAACCCUCUGUUUCAUUCACAGGAAUAGAAUACUCCAAAAAAAAAGUAGCCUUUUUUAAAAUGAUGUUUGUAUAUGCUUCUUCAUAUUUAAAUAAUUUUUAAUGAUAUUUAAUGUGAUUUAUUUUAAGAAAUCUAUGUAAUUAACACAGUUUUUAAUUUAUACAGAAUUGCAUUAGAUCUUAUUUAAUGGAUUUUCCUCUUGCACAGCUCCUGUGCUUCACAACAUAAAACUGAAUUGGUGUGUGUCAAUUGCAUAAUACUCUGAUGCUAAUACUAAUAGCUUUGUCAUAAAUAUCACUGUUAUCUUAAAA
Messenger RNA from Anguilla anguilla (European eel), 3696 nucleotides. RefSeq names its product carnitine O-acetyltransferase a (gene crata). The record is from RefSeq and is a predicted model, not a curated record. Gene Ontology annotation, cellular component: peroxisome. Gene Ontology annotation, biological process: carnitine metabolic process, CoA-linked. Bases 125 to 2032 code for a protein of 635 amino acids. NCBI's taxonomy places the organism in Eukaryota, Metazoa, Chordata, Actinopteri, Anguilliformes, Anguillidae. The transcript is spliced from 14 exons. Gene Ontology annotation, molecular function: carnitine O-acetyltransferase activity.